Molecule: messenger RNA, 1107 nt
Organism: Argentina anserina (silverweed cinquefoil)
Lineage: Eukaryota; Viridiplantae; Streptophyta; Magnoliopsida; Rosales; Rosaceae
Product: zinc finger protein ZAT3
Exons: 1
Coding region: 1-1107 (368 amino acids)
Source: RefSeq, a predicted model, not a curated record
AUGAACAACAAUCCCCCCUUCAAUUCCCGACACCCAACUCCACCCCCAUCUCCGCCGCCGCCGCCGCCGCCAAUCCAAACUCAACCCCACCACUCCCCAAACGACGUCGUUCCCAGCCCUACCCCCGUCGCAUUCGCCUCUUCAUCUUCUACUUCCUUCAACAUUUCAGACAGCAGUGCCCUACAACAACAACAACCCCAACAGCAAAACCCUAGGAAGAAGCGGUCUAAACUGACGAGGCCCGACGCCGAUGACAACCCGGAAAACAAGCGGCCCAGGCCGGCGAAGAAGCCAGACCCUACUGCUCCGAAGAUUACCACGCCGUGCAGCGAGUGCGGCCGCAAGUUCUGGUCGUGGAAGGCUCUCUUUGGCCACAUGCGCUGCCAUCCCGAGCGUCACUGGCGCGGUAUCCAACCGCCGCCGGAUUUCCAACGCACCGAUUCGCCUUCGUCGUCGAGCCCGGUUCAGUGUUUUCCCGAGAUAGAGACCUCCAUGAGCGAAGACGACCACGACGCUGCUUCUAGCCUCUUAAUUCUAGCUGGCGGCACUGACCAAACUACACAACUUCUUCCUGGUACUAGUGGUUGUCGGGAAAACGACUCAGGCGGCUGUCGUUUCGAGUGUUCCAGUUGCAAGAAGGUGUUCGGAUCCCACCAGGCCUUGGGCGGCCACAGGGCGAGCCACAAGAAUGUGAAGGGUUGCUUUGCGAAUACAAAGAGUGAUAUGGAUGCUGAUGAGGAGCAUCAUGAGCAUAGUAAUGUGGCAGUAGUAGCUAGUCGUAGCUAUGGGGUUGAUGAUAGUAAUGCUGAUGAUGUUACGGAGUCGGGGCAUCAGUGUAGCAUUUGCUGGAGGGUGUUUUCGAGUGGGCAAGCUUUGGGUGGGCACAAGAGGUGUCAUUGGGAGAAAGCGGAAGAGGGUUCGGUGGUGAUGACACAAGUUGGGAUGAGCAGUAAUGUUAACAAUUCUGGUGGGCUGGACUUGAACUUGCCUGCUUCUGCUGCUGCCUCUGCUGCUGCGGCUGCUGCUUCUGCUCCUGCGAGUGAAGAUGAUCAAUGCUCGUCCUAUUCGUCGGCUGGCCUGGGUUUGGAUUUGAGGUUGGGUCUUUGA